AUUUCCCACCUCAGCUCCGCCUCCUUCCCCCGAACCUUCCCUGGUCUCGGUCUCUUCCCCCCUCACUCUUCCCUCCGGGACCGAGAGUGACAGACCCGCGCGCUCCGGGAGGAGGCUGGGACUCUGCCGGGAGGAGCCAGUCCGCGGUUCGCUGCUACCUGGGCUUCAUGACGCCCCCGAGGGCAUCCCGGGGGGAUCCCGACCCAGCCGCGAGACCCCGGGUAGAUUUACAUUUUCUCCGACGCUUCCUAAAGAUACAGUCCAUCUUAUUUCCCAGUUUUUCCUCACAGAAUGCUUUGAUGUUCCUGACCCUUCUCUGUGUCACUCUGCUGGAGCAGCUGGUCAUCUACCAGGUGGGGCUAAUACCCAGUCAGUACUAUGGUGUCUUAGGAAACAAGGAUCUGGAUGGAUUCAAGACCCUGACAUGUUUAGCUCUUGUUCUCAUCGUGGUCAACUCCACACUGAAGAGCUUUGACCAGUUUAUCUGUAACCUGUUGUAUGUGAACUGGAGGAAGAAUCUUACUGAGCACCUUCAUUGUCUUUACUUCCGGGGCCGAAUCUACUACACCCUCAACGUGAUUCGUGAUGACAUUGAUAAUCCGGAUCAGCGUAUUAGUCAAGAUGUAGAGAGGUUCUGUCGACAGCUCAGCACCAUGGCCAGCAAGCUGAUCAUCUCCCCUUUCACCAUCUCCUACUACACAUAUCAGUGCUUUCAAAGUACAAGCUGGCUUGGACCAGUGAGUAUCUUUGGUUACUUUGUCCUGGGAACCAUAGUGAACAAAGUCCUCAUGAGCCCUAUUGUUUCAAAGCUGGUUCAACAGGAAAAACUGGAAGGAGAUUUCAGGUUUAAGCAUGUGCAGCUUCGGGUGAAUGCUGAGCCAGCAGCUUUCUAUAGAGCUGGGCAUGUAGAACAUGUGAGGACGAAUUACAGGCUGCAGAAACUCUUGCAGACUCAGAAGGAACUCAUGUCCAAGGAACUUUGGCUUUAUAUUGGCAUCAAUACAUUCGACUACUUGGGCAGCAUCCUGAGCUAUGUGGUUAUUGCGAUUCCUAUCUUCAGCGGUGUCUACGGCGACUUGACCCCAGCAGAGCUAAGUGCCCUGGUUAGCAAGAACGCCUUUGUGUCCAUUUAUCUCAUCAGUUGCUUCAGUCAACUCAUUGACCUCUCAACAACCUUCUCUGAUGUGGCUGGCUAUACACAUAGAAUUGGGGAAUUGCAAGAGACCCUGUUGGAUAUGUCUUUAAAGCCUCGAGACUGUGAUUCAGAAGAUUUGGAUGAAUGGGAUUUUGAUGAGGCCUCAAGAUCAAAGGUGACUGACACAGCCUUUCUCCUGGAUCGGGUCUCCAUUUCAGUCCCAUCUUCUGACAAGCCUCUGAUUAAGGAUCUGAGCCUGACAGUUUCUGAGGGGCAGAGCCUGCUUAUCACAGGGAACACGGGCACUGGCAAGAGCUCCUUGCUCAGGGUCCUGGCCGGCUUGUGGGAGAGCAUGCAUGGUACUGUACAGAUGCUGACAAGUUUUGGACCUCAUGGAGUGUUGUUUCUGCCACAGAGACCUUUCUUCACAGAUGGGACUUUGCGUGAGCAGGUAAUUUAUCCUUUGAAAGAAAUCUACCCAGUAUCAGGUUCUGCUGAUGAUGAGAGGAUCAUGAGGUUCUUGGAAUUAGCUGGCCUGUCAAGUCUGGUGGCAAGGACAGGGGGACUGGACCAACAGGUAGACUGGAACUGGUAUGAUGUUUUGUCCCCAGGAGAGAUGCAAAGACUUUCUUUUGCCCGGCUCUUCUAUUUGCAACCUAAAUAUGCAGUGUUGGAUGAAGCCACAAGCGCUCUCACCGAAGAGGUGGAGAGUGAGCUGUACCGCAUCUGCCAACAGUUGGGUAUGACGCUCAUCAGCGUGGGCCAUCGACAAAGUCUAGAGAAGUUCCAUUCUUCAGUUCUGAAACUUUGUGGAGGAGGAAAAUGGGAACUUAUCAUCAACAAAGAAGAAUGAAACAGCUGAGGAACUAGGCAGCUUCUGAAAGGAGCCAAGCCCCAUUUGGGCUGUUUAUCCAGAAGAGACCAGAAAAGCUGAUUAAGUAAGCUAGGACUAACUCCUUAAGUAGACUUCCUGUGGAUUGAAAGUAUCUGCUGCUGCUGCCUUAAUUUGGGCAGAAUGUUUAGUUGGUGCUCAGUCCCUACCUCCAGUGCCUUUUUGGGGGACAUCCCCCCACCUCAGCCAGGACCCAGAAUCCUUAAAAUGCUUAGUAAUUUAA
Sarcophilus harrisii (Tasmanian devil) is the source of this 2250-nucleotide messenger RNA. It is a transcript of the gene ABCD4, whose product is annotated as ATP binding cassette subfamily D member 4. Bases 168 to 1988 code for a protein of 606 amino acids. Gene Ontology annotation, biological process: peroxisome organization; very long-chain fatty acid catabolic process; fatty acid beta-oxidation. The transcript is spliced from 19 exons. Gene Ontology annotation, molecular function: ATP binding; ABC-type transporter activity; long-chain fatty acid transmembrane transporter activity. NCBI's taxonomy places the organism in Eukaryota, Metazoa, Chordata, Mammalia, Dasyuromorphia, Dasyuridae. The record is from RefSeq and is a predicted model, not a curated record. Gene Ontology annotation, cellular component: peroxisomal membrane.